Messenger RNA from Quercus robur (English oak), 309 nucleotides. RefSeq lists its product as uncharacterized. The transcript has a single exon. Lineage: Eukaryota; Viridiplantae; Streptophyta; Magnoliopsida; Fagales; Fagaceae. The coding region runs from base 1 to 309 and encodes 102 amino acids. The record is from RefSeq and is a predicted model, not a curated record.
AUGGCUGUAGCCAAUUCAACCAAAAGCAAAGCUUACAUUUAUGAUUUGCUCAACAAAAACCACACUGAACCCAUUAAACAAUGCUCUUUUUGGUACGGCGCAGUGGUUGGAUCAUUCCGAAGUGCACUUGGAGAAUUAGACGAGGAUACUUUGACUGCCAACUAUGACGCUAAAGUCGCUGCCGACGGUGCCAAUAUUUGUGAGAAUGCGUUGGCCUCUGCUGGGGUUCAAGUUCCAUCCAUUUCCACUAGAAACAACUACGUGAGGUUGUACAGUAGCAUUGGGUUUGAGGUUACAAAUGAUCUUUAG